AUGCCGUCAUCUGUAGUCUUUGGUACGAACGAGAAAUGGCGCAUAAAUCGAAACAUUUUUGUACUCGGUUUUGCCUUCAUGAUCCACUUCACCGCAUUUCAUGGUACUGCUAAUCUACAGAGCUCUGUUAACACUGAUGCAGCAGCGGGGACCUUCACAUUGGCUGCGAUAUACUUUUCGCUGAUCCUGUCAAAUAUAUUUUUGCCUGCCUUGGUUAUACAAUGGCUCGGCUGCAAAUGGACUAUGGCCUUGUCAUUCAUAGCAUACAUGCCGUUUAUCAUUGCUCAAUUCUACCCACAUCUUCACACCUUGGUGCCAGCGGGAAUGAUGGUUGGUUUUGGAGGAGGGCCGUUGUGGUGCGCUAAGUGUACUUAUUUAUCAGUCGUAGCGGAACCAUAUGCAAAGCUGUCGGGAGUAUCAGCAGAGGUGUUGGUGGUCAGGUUCUUCGGACUUUUCUUCAUGUUCUAUCAAAUGGCGCAGAUUUGGGGAAAUCUAAUUUCCUCUGCAAUUUUAUCAUCCAGUCUUGGUGACGUCACAUUAUAUUCCAACGAAACCUACCUAAAUGCUGACGUCAUAGCGUCCUUUAACUACUCGAUACCAGCACCGGACUAUGGUGCUACGUGUGGCGUGAACUUCUGCAGCGGAAGUGAGGAACAUGACAAUUCAAAUUUAGAACCUCCCUCGCCGCUGAAAAUUCAGGUUAUAGCUGGUAUAUACCUGGCUUGUAUGCUCGCUGCUUGUGUCUUGGUAGCUAUAGGAGUUGAUUCAUUGUCCAGGUACAACACCGGUCGUCAGCCAACAGGCCAUGGCAAAUCUGGCCUGCAGCUGCUAGCAGUGACGCUGCGACAAUUACGCCAUAAGUACCAGUUAUUACUGCUUCCUGUUAUUGGCUAUAUCGGUGCUGAACAGGCGUUCAUGGCUGCUGAUUUCACUCAGGCUUUCGUAGGCUGCGCUUACGGCAUCCCAAACAUUGGUUUCAUUUCCCGUCAUGUUAACCGCCUUGCUCCUAAAUUUAUGUCUUUUGACGGCCCUUCUGCUUUGGAGACCAGACCCCGAACAAUGGCUGAUGUUUUAUUUCUUGGCAGCCAUUUGGGGACGGCUGAUGCGGUAUGGCUGGUACAAGUUAAUGCUUUGUCUGGCAUCUUAUUCCCUGGUGAUGAGGAAGCGGCCUAUUCAAACUUCAGGCUGUGGGAGGCGACGGGCAGUGUGCUGUCAUAUGCAUCAGCUCCAUAUCUCUGUGUUCGCACAAGAUUAUACGUACUUCUGGGUUUGCUGUUAUUGGGUUUCUCUGGAUAUACGACCAUCGAAGUGAUGGAGUACAAAGUAAAGAAACGUCACCACCAAGAGAGGAACUUCGAACUAGUCACGAAAACUGAGCAAGAUUAA
Molecule: messenger RNA, 1386 nt
Organism: Pieris macdunnoughi
Lineage: Eukaryota; Metazoa; Arthropoda; Insecta; Lepidoptera; Pieridae
Source: the annotation of a GenBank genome assembly